Hippocampus comes (tiger tail seahorse) is the source of this 814-nucleotide messenger RNA. RefSeq lists its product as uncharacterized. Bases 107 to 766 code for a protein of 219 amino acids. NCBI's taxonomy places the organism in Eukaryota, Metazoa, Chordata, Actinopteri, Syngnathiformes, Syngnathidae. The transcript is spliced from 4 exons. The record is from RefSeq and is a predicted model, not a curated record.
UCUUUCAGGUGACUUUGACAUCCCUUCUUCUCGAGAGGACGUUGACAGAGACAGCUCAUGGAAUCAAUGGCUCCGAUCGGAGAUACCACAACUCUUCCUUCAGGCCAUGAAAGUCUUCAACGAUCACCCAGAGUUCACAGGCCUUAGGGGGCUCUGCCAGUUCCUGCAGUUUAUCCCCCUGCCUGACGAGGUGAUGGACUUCUUUAAGCCCGUUGCCGGUCAGAUUAUCCAGUUGCUCAAGGGCAAGGCCUUCCUGCCUACACUCAGCUCAGGCGGUCAGGUUGUGUACAAGCUACCAUCCCAAGUGGCGGUCUGUAAGGAUGCCGUGAUUCGCAAGGUUAUCAGCCAAGAGGAGCUGGAAAAGCAUCUGUUGCUGUCAUAUCUCCACCCCGGUCUAAGCCCCGCCCCUCCUGCCUCUCUCCUAUCCCACCUGGGUGUUCGGCACCUCAGGGGCUCCGAUGUCACCACGGUAACCACAGCCAUGGCCAAGGAGCUGAUGAAAGAAGAGACAAUCCACACAGAUGCUGGCCUGCGUCAGUUGGCCAGACUUCUUGUUUGCAACUUCAGAGCUGUGGAACACGGUUAUGGAGACGGGGACUCAAUUUUGCAGACGCUUAGGACUUUACCUAUAAUUCCUCUGGCUGACGGACGUGUGGUAGCGCUGGAUGGAGACGGUGUGUUCUUCCCAUUGGAACAAAGCAAGGAGAAGAAAAAGACAACCGAAGCCCAAACUGGUAAUUAUUAUUCUGCGAAUUGUGCUUGGUGAAGUUUUGGUCGAUGAAAAUCCUGCUGGAUUGUCACUUGUAAAUUUACU